AUGUACUCUUGGGUCAGUGUAUCUCCUCUUGUUGUCUUAGUAUUCUGUGGCACAGACUUUGGCAAUGGGGCUUUGGCCAAGGUGUCAAUCGAUGACAUACGUCUUGAGAAGGGUGAGGGGGGAGUUCCGGACUGGGCGUUUGAUCUGCCUAGGCUAGAAUAUAAAUAUUACUGGCGCGAUACGUAUAUUGCCGACUUCGCAGAACAAAAUGCCAAGUGGUGCGAAAAUAGCCACUCAAAAGGUAUUCUAGUCAACUGCAGACAGAUGGAUUGGGAUGGGUAUGAUUGCCUUGUUGCAGGUGGCGACUAUCGACGUCAAGAUCUUUGGGAUGAGGGUGUCGGUGACUACUGGCCAUUUGAGGAACAGCCAGCCCGCGAGGUCUCGGAGGUGGGCUAA
Fusarium venenatum is the source of this 396-nucleotide messenger RNA. RefSeq lists its product as uncharacterized. The record is from RefSeq and is a predicted model, not a curated record. NCBI's taxonomy places the organism in Eukaryota, Fungi, Ascomycota, Sordariomycetes, Hypocreales, Nectriaceae.